CUUUCACUACUCUGGCAGCUCUCUUAAAAAAAAAACAAGCAUUUUGAUUAUAACACAUUUUCUUCAAUUUUGUUAGCAAAAUUACAAAAUUUUCGCUUUUACUGGCUGCUUUACUAUUGAAAACACAUCUUAGACAAUGGCCAAGGCGAUACCCGACCGCUGGCUGAACUACAGUCCGAUCGGCGAAAGAGUUCCUGGGACGCGUUUCAUCGCCUUCAAGGUGCCACUGCAAGAGCAUGUCAACGCCAGGGUGGCGGAGAAGCUGCGCCUGGCGCCCCAGUCGCUGAUGGAAUCGGUGCCGAAUCUGGGCCUGAUCAUCGAUCUGACCAACACGAAUCGCUACUAUCAUCCGAGUGCCUUUGCCGCCAACGAUGUGCGACAUCGGAAGCUAAUGAUUCCGGGGAAACAGACGCCAUCACGAGCCUUGGCUGAAAGAUUCUGUGGCUUCGUAGCCGAUUUCCUUGCCAGCAAUGCGGAUAAUGACAAACUGAUAGGAGUUCAUUGUACACACGGCGUGAAUCGUACUGGUUACCUAAUCUGCUACUUCAUGAUCACCAUGAUGAAGAAGUCACCCAAAGAGGCUAUAGAAACCUUUGCUGCUGCCCGUGGCCACAAAAUUGAGCGUCAAAACUACAUGAGUUCCCUGAAAGACCUCCAGCAGAAGGACGAAAAGGAACCAAGUAUAAAGAACGAUGGCAGUGGCAAAUGUGAUUACAAUCGAAGAUCACCAUAUAGAAAAGAAUCUAGAGAUAGAUGGGAACAGGAGCGGCAUAAUCAGAGAAAUGGAGGCUAUCGCCACGAGUCUACUAACAGAGACCAAGAGCAGAACUGGAGAACUGAAAACUGGAGAGCCCGCUUUAAUGGCUAUCAAAGGGCGUCAUACCACUCCAGAGACAAUCACUCAACUGACCGGACCCACCAGCGAUUCGAUAGAAAUUUUAGGGAUCAUAGUUCCCACAAAUGGCAGGACUACCGAAGAGAUGAUUAUGAUAAUCAUUAUGCGAGAGAAGAUCAUGAUCAUUACAGAAGCUCCAAGUGGCGACAGGAUUGCGAGAAGCGUCAGGAUAGAUUCCAAGACAACCGAUCGAGAGGCUACAAUCAAAAGUACUAUCAAAACCAGCACCACCAGCGGGAUGAGACGAGAGGGAGCUACAGCAGAUGGCGUCAUCACGAUAACGAUGUAGAGUAGCUGCUAGGUAUCCCGAAACAAGCUUAUAAUUCGUAAUAAAUAACGCAUUGACAGUUUUGGCCAAUUUGCAAAUUAUGCCUAA
Drosophila serrata is the source of this 1271-nucleotide messenger RNA. RefSeq lists its product as uncharacterized. NCBI's taxonomy places the organism in Eukaryota, Metazoa, Arthropoda, Insecta, Diptera, Drosophilidae. Gene Ontology annotation, biological process: protein dephosphorylation. Gene Ontology annotation, molecular function: polynucleotide 5'-phosphatase activity. The record is from RefSeq and is a predicted model, not a curated record.